Molecule: messenger RNA, 1235 nt
Organism: Trichoplusia ni (cabbage looper)
Lineage: Eukaryota; Metazoa; Arthropoda; Insecta; Lepidoptera; Noctuidae
Product: zinc finger protein Xfin-like
Exons: 6
Coding region: 1-1191 (396 amino acids)
Source: RefSeq, a predicted model, not a curated record
AUGCCCAGGUGUUUCAUAAACUCUGUGCGACGUCUCAAGAGGAGUUUCAUACAGGAAUUUGGCGAAUUUUCGGUCGAAAACGAAAUAAUAAAAUCUACGCGAGCUCCGAAAAUAAAUAUAAAGCGUCUGAAAAAUCUAUUAAAAACAAACGAAACUAUAUACCACGACAAAGUGCCGAUAUCAACGCGAUUCUAUCUACAAUUACUAAAGAAAAGUCAAUUCUUACAACACUUUCAAGAUUCUGAACCUUACGAAUACGCUUCGGAAAGUGAAAAAGCAGUAAAGUCACCAGAACUAACUAAAACAAAGAUUUUAAUUAAAAAAGAUGCGGACAAAACAUAUAAUUUGAGAUCGAGCGAAGCUAAAACGGAACGCAAGACGUAUGACAAAACGCAUCGUCGAAAACGGAACGGGUGCGAUAACGAAACGCAAUCAAUUUCCGAACUGAUACAGGAAGUUAACAGGAGGCGCAAGCCGAGGAAGGAACCUUUGGCGCCAAUUAUAGAAGAAAUUAAAAGCAGGGAACCGCUGAAAUGCAAUAACAAAGGUGGUUCGGAAAUAGACAAGAUAGCUGAAAAGCUGAAGAGUCUCGUGAAGGCCAGUGCUGAUGAGAAACUGGAUAAGGAGCUGCUCACGUGCACGGAGUCCUUCGACAUGGAGAGCGUGGAUGGCGCCGAGAGAGAUGACAACAAGGAGAAUGUUGAGCCCUCGGAAGCCCGCGAAUGGUCGGAGCCGCGGCGCUACCCGCGCGCGACGCACACGUGCUCCUACUGCGGCAAGGGCUUUGACCGGCCCUGGGUCCUGAAGGGCCAUCUGCGGCUGCACACCGGAGAGAGACCCUUCCCCUGCCCUCAUCCACACUGCGGCAGGACAUUUGCUGACCGUUCGAACCUGCGCGCUCACCAGCGCACGCGCGGCCACCACUCGUGGCAGUGGCGCUGCGCCGCCUGCGACAAGGCCUUCAGCCAGAGACGGUAUCUGGAGCGGCAUCGCGACGAUGCUUGCAGGAAGUACAAGAUGCACACAAGGAAUUCAUCAAAAUGCAACACGAAGGUCCCCAAGCUGGAAGCGACAGUUCCAAUGUACGGCAUCAUACGUCACAACGAUGCGAAGCUGGUGACCGACCUCACCGACUGCGAGGGCCCUAUAGACCUCUCCAUAGGAAAGAGGCGGACGGAAGAUGUAGACUAAGACUAGGUGUAAGAGUUAAUGUUAAUAAAUUAGUGGAUUGUUGA